Molecule: messenger RNA, 1529 nt
Organism: Kogia breviceps (pygmy sperm whale)
Lineage: Eukaryota; Metazoa; Chordata; Mammalia; Artiodactyla; Physeteridae
Gene: TNFRSF8
Product: TNF receptor superfamily member 8
Biological process (GO): signal transduction
Molecular function (GO): protein binding; transmembrane signaling receptor activity
Source: RefSeq, a predicted model, not a curated record
ACGACCUCGUGGAGAAGAAGCCAUGCUCAUGGAACUCUACCCGUGUCUGCGAGUGCCGGACUGGCAUGUUCUGUGACACAUCAGCCAUCAACUCCUGUGCCCGCUGCCUCCCUCACUCUGUCUGCCCGACAGGGAUGGUUGUCAAAUUCCAAGGCACAGCGCAGAGGAACACUGUCUGUGAGCUGCCUUCCCCCGGGGCCACCCCCAACUGCAGCGCCAGCCCACAGGACUGCAAGGCCCCUGCCAGCACCAUCCCCCCGGCCAAGCCCACCCGGACCUCUCCAGCAAGCUCUGAGGCCAGGACCACACUUCUUGGAGGGGGCACCCCCCUUGCCCCAGAAGAUGCUCCUAAAAUCACUGCCCACUCUAGCUCCUCCACGGGGAAGCUCAAUCCAGAUCCAGGGCUGACCCUGCAACAGCCAUGCCCUCAGGGGUCUGCCGACUGCAGGAAGCAGUGUGACCCUGACUACUACCUGGGCAGGGACGGUCGCUGCACGGCCUGUGUGAGCUGUUCAGGAGACCACCUCGUGGAGAAGACACCUUGCAUGUGGAACUCCUCCCGCGUCUGCGAGUGUCGACCUGGAAUGUUCUGUGCCACGUCAGCCUCCAACUCCUGUGCCCGCUGCGUCACCCGCCCCAUCUGCCCACCAGGGAUGGUCACCAAGCUCCAGGGUGUGGCUGAGAGGGACACCACCCAUGCGCCACCUCCCCCGGGAACGCACUCUAACUGCAGCGCCAACGCAGAGGACAGCAGGGUGCUUGCCAGCCCCACCCCCUCCCCGAUCUCCCUGGCCGACUCCCUGACUGGUAAGGAGCAUGGAGGGGACGUUACCCACGUGCGGGGACGCGCCUCUAUCUCAACCAGCACUCCUAUCUCCUUCUCCUCCACAGGGAAGCCCACUCUGGUUUCAGGACCCGUGCUCUUCUGGGUGAUCUUGACACUGGUGGUGGUCGUCAGCUUUGGCUCCCUUCUCCUGUGCCACCGCAGGGGCUGCAGGAAGUGGACGGCGCAAAAGCUCCACCUGUGCUACCCAGUCCAGACCUUCCAGCCCAAGCUGGAGCCUGUGGAUUCCAGGCCCGGGAGGAACCUGACACUGAUCAGGAGGGUAUCAGUGGCAGAGCCGGGCAGCGAGGAGCAGGGGUUAAUGAGCCCCCCAGCUGUGGAGACCUGCCCCAACCUGGAGAGCCUGCAGCUGCUGGAGGCCAACCCAGCCAGCAGCCCCUCCACCUCCAUGGACCUUCCCGAGCCCCGAGGGACCACGGAGCACACCAACAACAGGAUUGAGAACAUCUACAUCAUGAAGGCCGAAACCGUGAUUGUGGGGACCGUGGAGGCCAAGGUGCCUGAGGGCCAGGGCCCGGUGGGGCCGGCAGGGCCCGAGUUCGAGGAGGAUCUGGAGGUGGACCAUGCCCCCCACUACCCAGAGCAGGAGACGGAACCACUGGUGGGCAGCUGUGGGGACGUUAUGUUCUCGGUGGAGGAGGAAGGCAAGGAGGACCCCUUGCCCACGGCCGCCUCUGGGAAAUGA